UCAGCAGGGUGAAGUUUUGUGCUCAGACACAUGACUUCACUGCUCACAGCUCAUGUUGUGAGAGAAGUGGCGCAGCCCCUCAGCUCGGCCUGAGCUGCGCAGACCGCUCAAACUUUUUUUUUUUUUAAAGUGCGCUCAUGCUUUCAUUUGUUCAGACUUGUACAAUAACUUUGUCCUAACUCAUUGUGCCGCGUGGAAAAGUUCCCUGCGCAAACUAUGUGCGCUGAUUGCCCAACUUCUUGCGGGGAGAAGGACCCAAUCUGCCAAGCUAUGAACUCAGGCGGCGGGAUGGCGUCGCAAACCGAGUCUGACGCGGGUCAUCGCGGCGAAGGUGUUUGUCAGAGAGGAUGCGGGCUUCUGUUGUCCGGCGAGGACUUAAACAAAGGGGGUCACUGCUGUGUGGACGCGCUGCGCACGGUUACCGACGUGCUGGAAGAAAGGAGCGCAGCUUUGGAGCACGAAGCCCGGAUGGCGAGGCUCAGGUGGAACAGGAGGGAGCAGUUCCUGUUAGCCCAGGUGUCAACUCUGCAGAACGAGGCUCAGCUAGCUGCUCUCAAGUACCAACGGAGACUGCACCAGUACAUGCUGCACAUCAACAGCAUUGCAGAACAAGUCAUUGGGUACUACAAGAGUGAUUUGAGGACAACUGCUGACAUGCAGAGCCACAUAUCAGGGGAAGCAACAUGUGCAGAUGGAGAGCCACAGGAGCAAGUCAAAGCACCUGAGGUGAAUGGAAAGGAGUUGUCCAAGUCCAGCCAUGAGGAGACUGUGGAGGCCUUUCGCGCUGCCAAGGACCCCGUCGUGGUGCAGGUCAUCAGGCGGACCCCCAGCGGCCGCCCCCAUGGCCCCCCUCAGGAAAUCCAUGUGGUGGAUGUGUGCACUCAGACCGACAUCACCUUUGAACACAUCAUGGCGCUGGCAAAGCUGCGGCCUUCGACCCCUCCUGUGCCUGACGUCUGUCCCUUCCUGCUCUCUGACAGCUGUCAUUCUCUUCAUACAAUGGACCAGGAUUACUAUGAAGGGACAGACUACCUCUCCCCUGUUCCAGCUGAUGGAGAGAGGACAGAGGAGUUUGAAUAUGAGGAAGUGGAAUUGUGCCGACUCAGCAGUCAAGAGAAGUUGGGGUUAACUCUGUGCUACAGGACAGAUGAAGAGGAGGAUGUGGCCAUCUAUGUCAGUGAGAUCAGUCCAAACAGCAUCGCUGCCAGAGAUGGACGCAUCCGAGAGGGGGAUCGCAUUUUACAGAUUAAUGGCCAAGAUGUACAAGACAGAGAAGAAGCAAUGGCUGCACUCUCCAAUGAUGAGUGUAGGAACAUCAUACUGCUGGUUGCCAGGCCCGAGAUGCAGCUGGAGGAGGCCUGGCUGGAUGAUGAGCACAGUGAGUUCCUGGAGCAGCUGAAGAUGGAAAUGUUGGAGGAGCAGCAGAGAGAGGAGAUGGAAUUAGCUGCCUUACAGGAGGAGCAGGAGAAUGAACAGAGAGCAGAAGAUGAUAAACCCACCUGCUCCACUCUCCCUCAUCAUAAAGACAGUGUACGGAAUAUAAAGGACAGAAUGGAGAGCUCAGAGCAUAAUGUACUGGCACACAUCCAGAGACGUCUGUCCCAGUGCCUGAGAGACAAUCGGGACACACACAAUACCACCAGCUCCACGUGGCUAGAGGACAAAGAGGAUGAGGACGAUGAUGAGAUGGAGGGUGAUCGUUUCCAGCAGCUUUUAGAGCUGAAAUGUCAGAUUCGUAACAGCGGCGAGUAUGACCUGUUCUACAGCCACCGCAGCACCAUUGAGUGCAGUAUGGGGGAGCAGGGCGGUGUACAGCAUGAGCUGCGUAUGCUAAACGAGGAGCUGCGCAGCAUCGAGCUUGAAUGUCAGAACAUCAUGCAGGCCCACAAGCUUCGUAAGGGCCAGCAGUCUCCUUCAAUGGGCCGCUCUGCACCCUCCACCAAAAACCAAAGCCUCCACCACGGCGAGCCCACAAGGGGUAAGCUGGCAGACAUUAACGAGAGGCUGGAGAAAUCGGACAAGGACAGCUCCAGUGCCUAUAACACAGCAGAAAGUUCACGCAGUACCCCUCUAGCAAUGGACCGCUCCCCAGAGCACUCACUCCAGAGGAUGGUUAGUCUCACCAACCAGAGGAACCUCUGCAGCAGCCUUGCCACUGGCCACUCUCUUAGCCCGAGCCCCAUCCCAGUAUGCCGUGCUCCAGUCCCAGGGAAGAGCAGCAGCCCUGACCACAGCAAUCCAUCUGAGUCAGACCAGACACCUCAGGCUGAGGAGGAAAGCAGGGGGACAUUAAAGCCACAUGCUUGCCAGAUUCCUUACUUCUCUCCAUCCCACAGUUCCCAGCAGAGGCAGGCCAACAUCCCAGCUCAUGCUCGCCACUACCAGAGCUACAUGCAGCUGAUCCAGCAGCGCUCAGCUGUAGAGUAUGCUCAGAGCCAGCUCAGCCUGCUCAGUGUGUGCAAAGAGCCUCAGAGGCCCAUUAAUGAGCCCAAGAUGGAGUGGAAGGUGAAGAUCCGCAGCGACGGCACACGUUACAUCACCAAGAGGCCUGUGAGAGACAAGAUCCUGAGGGAGCGAGCCCUAAAGAUUAAAGAAGAGCGCAGUGGGGGAAUGACCACAGAUGAUGAUGCGAUGAGUGAAAUGAAGAUGGGGAGGUACUGGAGUAAAGAGGAAAGAAAGCAGCACCUGGUCAGGGCAAAAGAACAGAGAAAGAGACGAGAGUUCAUGCAGCGUAGUCGGCUAGAAAGCUUGAAAGAGAAUCCUCAGAGCAGCAGCGAGGGCCGCAAGGAAGUCAGCAUUAUUGAGCUCAGCCACAAGAAGAUGAUGAAGAAACGCAACAAGAAGAUCCUGGACAACUGGAUGACCAUCCAGGAGCUGAUGACUCAUGGUACUAAGGCCCCUGAGGGAGCCAAGGAGCACAACGCCUUCCUAUCAGUCACUACUGUAUAAAAGAAACACACACAUUCUACCCCAUGCGGUAUAAUAUACUUGCCUCGUUCAAUGUGGCAUUUUUAUGAGGACAAUAGGAAUAUUUUUCACACUUUGUAACCCAAAAAGCAUUUUGUAAAGAAUUUAUCAGUGGUAUCAUGUCAUUUUUGUCAUGUUUUUCCAGUAUUGUUUUUCACAUCACUCUGCGGGAAAAAACAUUUUUCUAUGAAAUUAUGACUAUAUAAUUAUUUUGUUACUUCGCACUAAACAUGUUUAUCUUUUCAAGCUUUUCCAAUUCUAUUUUCAUAUUUAUGUUGUAACCAUAUAACUCACCUAGUUGUAUGAGCAUCUUAAGAAAAGUUUAGCAUUUUCUUUUGCGUAUACUUUGCAAAAUAGCAAAUCAAGGAGUCUGUGGGUCAGAUCUAUUUAUCCUUUAAAGCUGAAAUCAGUGCAUCUCAGUCUUGUCAAGAGGUCGUUAAAUUACAUUUCAGGCUAUGAGUGCAUAGACACAAAGUCAACUACACAGGCUAUCAUAAAAAAAUGAUAGCUCAAAUGUUUUUUUUUUGUUUUUUUUUAAAGUUAAAAGAAAUAAUAAAUAUUACACAUUCCAAUCAUAGUACUGUAUAACUUGCUCCUAAUAAGAGGUUGAGGGUAACUACAGCAAGAAUGUGCUUAAUCCCUAAAACCCACUGAGGUUGAAAUAAGUUGUAAUUUGGAAUGCAGUUUCGUUGGUCAAAUGUUUUUAUCCUGACAAACAUAGGAAUAGCAAUUAUGCAAUGUUUAAGUAUUUCAACAACUAUAUUUUUACUCUAUUAUCCUGUUAUUAAAUACAUAAUACUGCAGCAACAAAUGUAUUCCAGCCCACCCAGCUGAAUUAAAGAUGACACUGACUUACUCUGUUAAGUUAAAAAUCCCCUUAAAACCUUUGAAGUGUCUCACCUCUGUUUUGGGGUUUUAGAUUGCUGAACAUGGGCAGAUAAAACUAAUAAUAGCAAAGUUAUUUGUUAUCAUUAGACAUUUUACAAAAACAUCUUUUAAAAAUUGGAUACCUCACAGUGAAACUCUUUGUGUUCUUUAAGUACAAGACUCAAACAUCCCAAAAAAAGUCCAUAGGUCCUGACUCAUUGUCAGUGCUGCAGCUUUGUUUGUCUGGCUUGCAGCUUUGGGUAAAAAAUAUUUUACAUUCAGUUUUACUUUUGCUUAAUAUUUUGUUUUUUCUACAUAUUCAACAACAGAUGGACCUGCUCUUAGCUUUUACAUACCAGUAUUUUUACAUAAUUUUUACUCUCCACAUACACCUUUACUCAGCAUAGCCUUAACAGCAAAAACUGACUCAAUGAUAAGUUGGUGUGGCAACCUUUCAUACACAAACAAUAAACUCAGUCUCUGUAUAUCUCUGUGCAACAGAGAGGUAUUAUUCAGCCUUAUUCAUACAUUGUAUAAUUUGAGGGUUUUUUUGUAACUGGAUACAUUAAUAGAUAUUGUAUUGUCUUUACUGAAUUACGUUUGCAGUCACAAACUGGUGUUAGGAUGAUUGCCACUGAGCAGGACUCAGAACACAGCAUAUUAGAUCAUUGAAAAACUAAACUGGUGAAAUUAAUGGGUUGCCAUUUAUCAGCAGACAUUAUAGUUCAGUUACAUGUACAGUAUACCAAUUCCAAAUGCCUCAUUUUUAAACUGAAAUAUUGUAAAUUAAAAUUUUAAACCAAUCCCUGUAUUUGUUUUGAGUAAAUGUCUGAUGGUCUAAUUUCAAGUAAUGCGUAGUUGGCACAUUGGUAGCUGGGUAAAAUGUGUGAUAAUGGUGAACUUUGCAAAAGAAAUAAUAAUAAAUUAUUGUUUUUUG
This is a messenger RNA of Lates calcarifer (barramundi perch), 4771 nucleotides long. RefSeq names its product PDZ domain-containing RING finger protein 4. Gene Ontology annotation, molecular function: protein binding. NCBI's taxonomy places the organism in Eukaryota, Metazoa, Chordata, Actinopteri, Centropomidae. The record is from RefSeq and is a predicted model, not a curated record. Bases 217 to 2949 code for a protein of 910 amino acids. The transcript is spliced from 9 exons.